AUGGCUCGCAUGGCAGCAGAACCACUUAGCUUGAGCCCUCCCGAAAGACUGUUUCGACAAUGUUUGCUAGAUUGUCGUGAGAACAUGCAGGGUGUGCCUGGAAUGGAGAAUCUCGAGCUACGAUGGACUGGUGGCUGGGUCAGAGACAAACUUCUGGGAGCAACAAGCCACGACAUCGAUGUUGCUCUUAGCACUAUGACAGGCGAACAAUUCGGCAAAGCAUUACAAGAAUACAUGAAAAGCAAUGGGACAAAGUACGAAGAAGAAGCUAAGAGGGAAGGCUUCACGUCCGACAUAAAGGACUUGCACAAAAUUAAGGCGAAUCCUGAAAAAUCGAAGAACCUUGAGACAAUAACAACCCGCAUGUUCGGCCUCGAUGUUGACCUUGUAAAUCUAAGGAAAGAGGUAUACAACGAGAGCAGUCGGAACCCACAGAUGGAGUUUGGCACUCCUCAAGAGGACGCUGUGAGACGGGAUGCUUGUGUCAACGCCUUAUUCUACAAUCUCGAUACCCAAAAGGUCGAGGACUUUACGGGUCGAGGACUGCAGGACAUGGAAGCCAAGCUGAUUAGAACACCUUUGGCGCCUUAUCAGACAUUCGUUGAUGAUCCUCUGCGAGUCCUACGCCUUAUCAGGUUCGCUGCACGCCUGGAUUAUACUAUUCAAGAUGAUGCAUUGCAAGCGAUGGCCGAUCCUAGAAUUCACGAAGCUCUCCGAAUGAAGAUCAGUCGAGAACGAGUUGGAGUUGAAGUUGGUAAAAUUAUGACUGGUCCGAACGCUUUCAGCGGUCUCACGAGAAUCUAUGACCUCGACCUCUACGUUACGGUCUUUGGCGACCCCAGUUCUAAUUUAAAUCAAGUCGACAAUAGCAGCUUUCCUGUGGCACUUGACGCACUAAGACAGGUGCUCGAUCAUGCUUCGGCUUUGUCCUUGGUGCUCAAGCCUAAGGAUGAUAUUACCACCGCCUGGACCCUGGCAGCCUAUGUACCUUACGCAGACGAUGAAGCUGCAGCCCUGAACGCCGCAAGAGAAGGUAUCAAGGCAACUAACGUUAUUUCCAAAACGCUGUCCGAUGCCAUCACAAAUCGCGACCGCAUACGUAACAGCGUACACAAGGUCAACAACCAGGAAGCGGGACGGGCUGACGUCGGCAUGUUACUCAGAGGAUGUGGUAAGUCGUGGAGGUUUCAUGUGCUGUACUCUCUGCUAUGUGAUGCAACGAAGGACUCGUUUGAAGAGGUCAACAAGUCGUACAGCACUUUCGUCCAGUAUGUACAGGCUCAAGAUCUGGAAGGUGCUGCUGAGAUAAAACCGAUACUGAAUGGCAACGAGAUCAAGAAAACUAUGGACAUUUCUAAGGCAGGAAGCUGGAUCAAGACUGCGACUGAAAUGGUUGUGAGAUGGCAAUUUGCGCAUCCUGAGGGUACCACGGAAGAGGCGGUCGAAUGGAUCAGACAACACAAAGACGAAUUGCAAGCUGGGUGA
This is a messenger RNA of Lithohypha guttulata, 1485 nucleotides long. RefSeq names its product CCA tRNA nucleotidyltransferase, mitochondrial (gene CCA1). The transcript has a single exon. Gene Ontology annotation, molecular function: RNA binding; ATP:3'-cytidine-cytidine-tRNA adenylyltransferase activity; CC tRNA cytidylyltransferase activity. The record is from RefSeq and is a predicted model, not a curated record. NCBI's taxonomy places the organism in Eukaryota, Fungi, Ascomycota, Eurotiomycetes, Chaetothyriales, Trichomeriaceae. Gene Ontology annotation, biological process: tRNA 3'-terminal CCA addition. Bases 1 to 1485 code for a protein of 494 amino acids.